AUGGGUGCCUAUCCGACACAAACUCGUUGGGGUGGAACUAUACUGAUCGCGAUAGUGCUUAUUUUCAUUAUCAUAGUGCGUUCAUCUUUCGCGGCCGAUUCGAUUUGUGAGCGAAUAGACUUCAACGAUAUAAAUUCGUGGAAAGUGCAACAGUGUUCGGCGCCAGUUCGCGAGAUCUUUCGCCUGAGGACGUACGCUUCGUCGCCGUUGUUUCGACCGUUUCGAGAGAGCGUUACCUAUUUCCUCUCGAACGAUGUGCGUGGUAUUAGCUGCACGGAAUCGAUAAACAGUUUCUACAUGAACUCUUUUACGGAGAUUCGAAUGAUUUAUCAGCUAAUGUUUAGAAGUCCUUGCUUACUAACGCUCAUGGUGUACGAUUUGGACAUGAAGAACCAGUACGGUGAGCCACUAUUGGCGCAGAAUUGGACAACACGGGCCCAAACAAAUACGUGGAGUUUAUUUGUGGGAAAGGUGGAACGAGAAAUAAGGCGAGCAAGAAUACAGCUCCAGGCAGAUAUGAGUGCAGAUGGAGAACUGGCAAUAGAGUAUAUAACAGUGUUUAAUCCUCUGGUGUUAGAAGAGUUCUGCAUGGUAUUAGAUGAGUUUUAUACGACUCCUGAACUAAGCACCAGACCUACCACGAGGACAACAUCGAUUCCGUAUACAACUACGAGGCGAACCCGAAGUACCACCACAUCCACUACCGAAACAACGACUACAACACCGGCGACUACUACUUUACCACCUACUACUACAACUACUACGACUCCUUCUGUCACUACUACUACUACUACCACUACUUUACCUACUACUACUAUUACUACUACUACAACCCCUUUUGUCACUACCACUACUACUACCACUACUUUACCACCUACUACCACAACUACUGCGACCUCUCCUACCACUGUUACUUCUCCACCUACUACUGCAGCAACUACGGCUCCCUCCACUACUACCAGCACUACAACUAGCAGUUCGAUUAUUACGACGGCUUCAACAACCACCACCACGACCCCUUCUACUACUACCACCACUACGACUCCUUCUACUACUACCACGAAUCCUUCUGCUACUUACACUACUUCGUCCUUUUCUACUACUACCCCAACUACUGCCUCUUCCACUACUACCAGCACUACGACCCCAUCAACUUCUAUCACUCCUACUCCUUCGAUUACUGCCAUUAUUACCUCUUCGACUAUUAUUACUACCACCACUAUUCCUUCCAGUACUGGAACAGCGUCUACUAAUUUAAUAACCUCUACUUCUACUAUAACUCCUUCCACUACGAGCCCAAUUCGUACAACUACCACCAUACCCAUCACAGCAACCUCGUCUAACGUCGUUACCGAACCGAUGACAACAAUUACUACUUCAAGUGCGUCUCCCACUAGCUUCCCAACUACUAAUUCUACUAUGACAAGUACAGCUGCUAUCGUUACCUCAACAACACCGAUUACAUUUUUGACAACAACCCCCACAGCGCCGAGCACUACUAACACAUACAUGACGCCCUCGAUUAUAAAUACAACGCUAUUGAAUACCCCAUCGCCUGAACCGUCUUAUACCAGCACUACUGUAAUGGACACCACGACGAGAAGACGACGUACCAGUACGACUACAGUGCAAGCAACGUCCACCUCUACUACUGUCACAAACUAUUCCGAUUUAACGGAUACGUUGCCAACAACCACUGUUCCUGAGGUAUCAACCACAACUACCACUACUACCGUAUCAACUACACCGAAAACAACGACACCAACAACAUCCAUAAUACAAACAUCAACAACAAACCCAACCACUAGCUCCAUUACCAGCACGACAUCCACCGUUCUUCCUACUACUUCCUUCACAUCUACCAGUGCUGCAAGCCUUUCGACUACAACGUCAUCAUACUCCACGCCUAUCAGUGCCAUUACCUCCACGACGUCCGCACUAUUCACGACCAGGAUAUCUACCCCGCCAACACCGUGGAAUAUGUCCACCACGACAGAAACUAAUUCAACCAACAUUACGGACAAUUCUACGACAGACCCAUCAACAUUGCCGAUAGUGAACAUGCCCAAUGCAACGAUUGCACUAUGGAUAGCACUAAGUGGCGUGUUUAUUGUUCUGUUCAUCCUUGCAUCGGCCGUCGCCCUAUACAUCUACGUAUCGGGGGUUGAAAUUCACAACGCCCUCUGCAGCAUGGGGCAGUUUUUCAACUGCCGCAAACGCGACCGAUCAGAAUCCAUUGAGGACCCUCCUUACGACACGCAUCAGUCGAACAAUUUUGAUCCGUUCGACGCGUUAUACGGGCAUCAAUUACAGCAACAGCUCAAGAACAGACUGCGGUCAAAACACCACAGUAUCAGCAGCAUUAGCAACAACAGCAGUAAAGCUAUCCGUCAAAAGUAUCCCAAAUUUAGCGUGGACCCUUACCAGCGUGGAUCAAUGGCGGGCACUGUAAAUGCAGCAUCGCUCGACCAACCACGCUUCGACCUGAUGGACGAUAUCGAUGUCAUCAAGUACAAAAACAGACUAAAUAAACUAUAA
Molecule: messenger RNA, 2538 nt
Organism: Anopheles moucheti
Lineage: Eukaryota; Metazoa; Arthropoda; Insecta; Diptera; Culicidae
Product: mucin-2-like
Exons: 1
Coding region: 1-2538 (845 amino acids)
Source: RefSeq, a predicted model, not a curated record